AACUCUGAGCAGUUGUUACGCGUAUUUCCGACGAACACAAAGUGUUCCGCGCUACCGUGCCAGGCGCGUUCUAAACGCCUUUGCAGAAUUGAAAAAAAAGGCAAUUUUCUUUAAGAAAAUUUAAAAGGGGAACGAUUUCCCUUUUGCUUUCAAGCAAAAAAGCCAACGUAUUUCUAGUCAUUUUCGGAUAAACCAAAGACAAUCUCAAGAUGUCCAUGACAGCCUUGGGUGUUAGUACCGCCUUUAUGGUCGGUUGCUGCAUUGCCGCCCAAAUUGCCCGCCGCUUGGCUUGUAAAUUUUUCAAAGAUCAAGGUAUUGUACCGGUUUUGGUCAACGAAGCUAUAGCAUCGGCGGAAUUGUGUGCCUGCUGUUUUGAGCUAAUUAUUGUUGCCGAUAACUUUGGUGUGGCUGCCUAUGCGGUGUUCCUCUUCCUGCUGACGGUGUGGUGGGUCAAGGUAUGGGGCGAUGCCUCGGCCUGUCCCUACACCCACAUGGAGGAUAUGCUGGAGGGUAAAACCUCGCUGAAAGAGGUUGCAUUGCGCACCUGGGCUGAGCUGAUGGGAGGCUGUUGUGUUUAUCGCAUUGUCCAGGUGUUUUGGUGGUUUGAGUUUGCUGAGACCCAUGAGGGCAGGGCCUUUGAAGAGUGUAAUGCUGAUUUGCAGGUAAAUCCCUAUUUGGGAGCAGCCAUUGAAGGUCUGGCCACCUUGCUGUGUCGCCUGGCUUCCAAAACUCUGAGUGAAAAGGGCCCCAAAUUCUGCAGCAUCAUUGAUUCCUUUAUCGGCACCAGUCUUGUGGUGGCAGCUUUCAACUUUUCGGGUGGUUACUUCAAUCCGGUUUUGGCUACAGCUCUGAAAUGGGGUUGCCGUGGCCACACCAACUUGGAACACAUCAUUGUCUAUUGGAUUGGUGCCUGUGUGGGAGCGAUACUAUCGGUGCCGCUAUUUAGAAUGCAGGCAGUUCGCAAGGUGUUGUUGGGCGCCGAUGAAGUAGCGGAAAAGAAAAAGGAAGAAUAAAAGAAAGUGAAGAGAGUAGAAAAUCAUUUGAAAAUUCAUGGUUUCAAAUGUUUUUGGUCCAUGGUAUUUUGUUUUGUUUUAUGUUGUUGUAAACUAUUUAAUUGUUGACAAAAAAAAAUUGAUUAAUUUAUAGAUUUUUGAGAUUAUUUGUAUUUAGUUAAUAUUAAUAUGCUUAAAUUAUAUAUGAUUUUAGUUUAGUUUAAAGAAAAGAAGAACAAAUUUUAAAUAAAUGACAAUUUUCCUUGAUUGGAGAAGAAUAUGUUGAAUAAA
Molecule: messenger RNA, 1283 nt
Organism: Musca domestica (house fly)
Lineage: Eukaryota; Metazoa; Arthropoda; Insecta; Diptera; Muscidae
Product: aquaporin-11-like
Exons: 5
Coding region: 210-1013 (267 amino acids)
Cellular component (GO): cytoplasm
Molecular function (GO): channel activity
Source: RefSeq, a predicted model, not a curated record